AUGGCAGCAGAAACGGCAGCAGCAGCAGAAGAGCCGGCUGAUGAACUGGAAGUUGAAGCUGAAGUUGAAGUUGAAGCUGAAGUUGAAGUUGAAGAUGAAGUUGAGGCCAGACACAACCACGACGACUACUACGACGAACCGUUUCAUGAUGAUCCUGAUCCUGAUGAUCAUUUAGUUCCCGGUUCACUUUCACACUCUCAUUACGGCACGUACACCUUUCAGCUGCCUGAAGAUAAUGAUCGUCCACUGACAGACAUCCUUUUCACCACUACUCAAUCACCACAAUCACCACAAUCACCCCCAUCACCACUAUCAUCGCCAGACAACAGAGUUCUUGUACUUAAAACGAAUAAAAUGCCUCAAACGCUGGUCGAAAAUAAAAGCCAGCAACCACAACCACAACCACAACCACAACCACAACCACAACCACAACCCCAACAACAACUUCUUGAACCACCGCUGCCAAAACCGGACAACUAUUCCUCCGUGGUAAAUGUUUCUUUCGAUUACUUUGACAAUGAAACCGAAGGUCAAGUUGAGCUUGAGGAUCAGUAUGGCGAGUACGAGGCGGAAAGAGAAUCUGAUGAGGAUACAGCUGAAGAUGGUGAUAACAGGGCUGAACAGGUGCCUGAAUUCGAGGAUGAAGUUGAGGAGGAAGAAGAAGAAGAGGAGGAGGAUGGCAGCGGUUUCAGCCAGCAAAAGCAGACCGAUGAUGUCAUGUGGCAGGCAGAAGAAGAAAACAACUUGAUUAAAAGUGAUGAUGGCUUUUUGAAUGACAGUAUCAGUGAAAGCGAUGAAAAAGAUCUUGAAAAAAGUGAAAAUGCAGAAGAUGAGAUGAUCCAGGUGCAGAAUUUGACAACUGGCAGUCAACUUUCCAGUUUUCAACCUCAAAAAGAAAAUUCAUCAGCUCCAGUAGAGCAAAUGAAAGAAGCAAUCACAAAUGGUAAGCUGUUUGAAAAUGAAAAUGAUGAAGAUGAUGAAAAGUAUGAGAAUGAAGAGGACUAUGAGAAUGAAGAUUAUGAUGAGAUCGAAAAUGGCAAUGAUGAUGAAGAUGAUGAUGAUGAAGAGUUAGAAUCAAGCUAUAAAAUGGCAAAUGAAACUGAAUAUGACUUUCUCAAUGACUUUGAUGCUUUCUCUGAACCUAUUCAGUUGUUUUUGAAUUUGUCAAAAAGCAUUCAACCUCUGGAUCAGCCUCUUCAACAGGUGCAAAACUUGUCAGUAGACAUAGAUAAGUUUUCAAAGCCUUUUCAACAGCAAUUAAACUUGACAGAAUUAAGUGAACCUGUUCAAUCAAACCAACUUCAACACAACAUUUCGGCAUUGAAAGAGACUUUUUCCAACAACUCCCAAACUCAACAUUUGAACUCGACUAAUGCUAAUGAGUUUCUAACGCCAACUUAUCAACAGAAUAGUACUGAACAGGUCAAUCUAACUGCUCUUUUAGACAAAAACACAACUCUUCAACAUCUCAAUCAAAACUCAUCACUACCUUUCAUUGAGCUCAGUGAGCCAAAACUGCUGCAAAAUUUAUCACUCAGUAAUGGUGAUAACUUAACUUCAACUACAACCGUUCCGCUUCAAAACCAAAGUUUAUCACCAGUUAUUGAGCCCACUUUUAACAUCACAACUACUCACACGCCUCAAAAUCAAACAAAUGAGGAAAUCACUUACUCAGUGGAAUCACCUUUACCUAUGCCACAAUUGCAAAAUGGGUCAACUGUUGACAUUUCACUUCCUGAUCAGGUUCAACAACAGCAACAUCAACUUCUACUAAACACCUCAACAGUGGUCACCGGUGAUCUCUGGAACACCACCUUAAAAUUAUCAAGUGGAAACUUGUCAAUUGCUGCUAACGAAUCUUUGCCACAAGCGAUUCAGAAAGCAAAACAGCAGCAAACACUCCUAAAUCUCACAACUGUUUCCAAUGAAAACCAAACAGAAAGUCCUGCUCAGCAAAUUCACAAGCAAAUCGCCUCAUCACUACUUUCUUCUUCUUCUGACAUUGACAGUAAGCAGCAGCAAGGACAGAUGGAAAAUGAAACUAUUGCUGCUGUUGUUGCUAACACCACAGUCACUAAACUGCCCUCAAUAUCGUCAGAAUCACAAAUUCAAAACUCAUCAGAGCUAUUCAUUAGCACCACUACCAGUACCACCAGUACGCCAUUACCUGCUGAACUGAUACAAAACUCAAACGGGCAAAACUUGACUGUAAACUCCGCAAAGGAAGAACAUCCACUGCUGCCAAUACUGCAAGAGCAGCAACAGCAGAAACCACUACCACCAGUUAGCCAAUCAGUAAAAAAUGCGGAAUUUGAAACUCCAAAGAAGAAACAGCAAAUUCAAUAUCUCCCAGCAAUAGUGGUCACCAGCAGCCCCAUGGUCAUAACUCUAAACCUAAAAACAGCAACAGUCAUGAAGUUGCUGUUCACAAUCACAGCUUUUCUGACCUGUCUGGUCCUUCACUUUGGCCUCUGCCGAGCUCUAGCUCUGGAGCUGGACCUAGAAAAUGACGUCCAACAGACUGAAAUCUCCGUGGACUACGAUGGUGAUUCGACGACGACGACGACCACCACUACCAUCACCAUUGACAUCAACUCGACGACCAGUGAUCAGUCCAUCUCAUCACAACCUUCAUUUUCAUCCUCUUCAUCCUCUUCUUCUUCGCCUAACGAGCUAGACUCUGAUGAUUACGAUUUUGAGGAUGAAAAGUCCUCUUCUUCUUCGUCUUCAUCAGCUGCCGACUACCUCCAAGCACUAAGUAGUGCCCUCAGGAAUCGUCUCAACAGCUCAACAACUUCUGUCGAACUUGACCUAGAGGAGGAACUGAAGGAUUUGGAGGACCUGGACUUAGACGACGUGAAGGACGAAGAGGAGAACGAUGUUCAAAAUUCAGAGCAAAAUGAUGAACAAAAGUUCGAACCGGAGGUAAUUGUGGUGGAUGCUGAAGCUGAUGCUGAUCAGGCCGUCCAGAAUUCAACCGGUUCAGUUGAGGCAUCAGCAGCAAACAGCAGCAACAACAUCAUCAUUAUCACGCAGGUCAACAACUCAUCUCAGCCAAUUGCCUUCAUCUCAAACAGCACUGACCAGACACUUCUUCAUCAGGCCACAGCAAACAGUGCUAAAGUUCAGAACAGCACCACCGCUGGCACUUUAUCAGCCACUGACAACAACAACAACAACAACGACACUUCCUCUUCAUCAAACAACACCGACAAACUGCCCACUGAGCACACUGGUAAUUCAGAAGCUCCACCGGUCCAGCAGCAACCGAUUGAGAAUCAAAGCAGCAACAGCAACAACGAAAACAACAACAGCCCUCUCUACGGCGGUCUUCCCAAGGAGACAUUUGAGUGGCUGGAAAAGUACGCCCGUCCUGGAUCGGCAGGCGCCAGGAUUGAGAGCUAUCAGGAGUUCCAGAAAGCCUUCUACGAGAAGGUGGGCAUGGCUGAUGAUAGGAAGGAUGAGGUUGAAGGCGAGGAUGAAUCUGAUAG
Molecule: messenger RNA, 3491 nt
Organism: Rhagoletis zephyria (snowberry fruit fly)
Lineage: Eukaryota; Metazoa; Arthropoda; Insecta; Diptera; Tephritidae
Source: RefSeq, a predicted model, not a curated record